UCUUACAAAAACUACUACUAGAGUAUUAGUAGCCUAAUUGUAGCUAUAUAAACAUAAGAAAAGAGAAAAAGCAAAGCCAGGAAGAUAAUCUUCGCGUUCAUCUUAUUCGUUUCAUUCAUUUUAAAGGGUAGAAAGUACCAGAAAAGAAUAUGAAUAAGGAUAAGAUAUUCAAGUUGGCAAAGGGGUUCCGAGGGAGGGCAAAGAACUGCAUUAGGAUAGCAAGAGAGAGGGUGGAGAAGGCGUUGCAAUAUUCCUACAGAGACCGCCGUACCAAAAAGAGGGACAUGCGUUCUCUUUGGAUCCAACGGAUUAAUGCUGGCACCCGCGUUCAUGGUGUCAAUUAUGGAAACUUCAUGCAUGGGCUGAUGAAGGAGAAUAUUCAACUUAACAGAAAGGUUUUGUCAGAGAUAUCCAUGCAUGAACCCUAUAGUUUCAAGUCACUGGUAGACAUAUCACGAAAUGCAUUUCCUGGAAACAAGAAUGUGGUUGUUCCUCCAAGAAAGGUUGCCCUUUAGAGCAUUUGGCAAUUAAGCAAACAUUUAGAGGUAGUUUAUAUCAGAAUGGCUAAGUAUCUUUGAGAAUUUCGGGUUCAGCACAAUACCGAUGAUGAUUUGUUUUGUAUGCCUAUGAUUCAUACUCUGGUUUUCCUUUCACUUGCUUCAAUAUCAGUGAUCAGUAAUAUUGUACGAUUAGAAACAUGAAGCUUAGUUAUGAUCGGAUAUGUGGAACAUUUACUGCCAUUAGGCUCCAUCAUAAAAUAGAUUUCUUUAACAUUUACAA
Molecule: messenger RNA, 780 nt
Organism: Cicer arietinum (chickpea)
Lineage: Eukaryota; Viridiplantae; Streptophyta; Magnoliopsida; Fabales; Fabaceae
Biological process (GO): translation
Cellular component (GO): ribosome
Molecular function (GO): rRNA binding; structural constituent of ribosome
Source: RefSeq, a predicted model, not a curated record